Pseudomyrmex gracilis is the source of this 3615-nucleotide messenger RNA. RefSeq names its product band 7 protein AGAP004871. The transcript has 10 exons. Lineage: Eukaryota; Metazoa; Arthropoda; Insecta; Hymenoptera; Formicidae. The record is from RefSeq and is a predicted model, not a curated record. Bases 188 to 1078 code for a protein of 296 amino acids. Gene Ontology annotation, cellular component: plasma membrane.
CGCGUGCUCUCUACCUCUCGUCGGGGCGGCGCCCAGGCAGGUUCUAUAAAGCGUCGCGACGCCACGACAACGACUUCAUUCUCGUCGAUCCUUCACUCGGUGAAUAUUUACACCGUGUCAUCGGCAACAAAACAAGAGCAAGGUGGCGAGGUUCGAAUCGCGCGUCAAUCCCUCCGAUUUGAUACCCAUGGCGACCAUGAGCAACAGCAAUGGAUCAACGGUACAGAUUAACACUCGGCCCGACGACAUCCGCAGACGGAUCAUUGGAUCGGAUGAUAGUACGCAAGGCGAAUCGACAACCUGUGGGACCAUCCUGGUCGUGUUAUCAUGGAUCAUCGUGUUUCUGACGAUGCCGUUCUCUCUCUUCGUCUGCUUCAAGGUUGUGCAGGAAUACGAGCGAGCCGUCAUAUUUCGCCUGGGUCGUCUUCUCUCGGGAGGUGCCAAAGGCCCCGGAAUCUUCUUCAUUCUGCCGUGUGUGGACAAUUACGCGCGCGUCGACCUGCGAACGCGAACGUACGACGUGCCGCCGCAAGAGGUGCUGACGAAGGACAGCGUUACGGUGUCCGUCGACGCGGUGGUUUACUACCGCGUCAACAACGCGACCAUCUCGAUCGCGAACGUAGAGAACGCGCAUCACAGCACGAGAUUACUUGCGCAAACGACUUUGAGAAACACCAUGGGAACGCGACCGCUUCACGAGAUAUUGAGCGAGCGCGAGACAAUCUCCGGAAACAUGCAGGUCUCUCUUGACGAAGCCACCGACACGUGGGGAAUAAAAGUGGAACGAGUCGAAAUCAAAGACGUGCGACUACCCGUUCAACUGCAGCGAGCUAUGGCGGCGGAAGCUGAAGCCGCACGUGAAGCACGCGCUAAAGUGAUCGCCGCGGAAGGUGAGCAAAAGGCUAGCAGAGCUCUGAGAGAGGCGUCGGAAGUCAUCGGCGAUUCCCCGGCUGCGCUGCAGCUCCGUUACUUGCAGACGUUGAACACAAUAUCGGCUGAAAAGAAUUCCACCAUCGUGUUCCCGCUGCCGAUCGAUAUGCUCACUUACUUCAUGAAAGCUUUGCCGAAGGAACAAUAAUGUGACGAAGUUCACGGGACGAGAGAGAGAAUAAUAAGGUGUGAAUUUCCCAAGAGGUUCCGACGGGUGAGAAAUGUGUGUUUCAUUUGGGAAUUCGUAUAUAUUUGAUUGUAUAUACGCGACGAGAGAGAGAGAGAGAGAGAAAGAGAGAGAAAGAGAGAGAGAAAGCGAGCGAGAGAGAGUUGCCAAUAUUCGACCAAUCCCCUAACAAUUUAACAAGCUUAAUUAAACAAAACAGCGCGCGAUUGAUACGAGACACGUGAUUUUGUCGCACAGAAUCCACUCGAAGGAUAUAAAUGUUAUACCGGUACACGACAUAGACUGAGACACGUAUUUUUGGACAAUUUUUUACGCAGUUAUUUUAUACGUUUGUAUGCUAUAAAGACUCUGAGGCAUAUUUUACGUGCGUGUUUAUAACAAAAAAAGUAACGCGACAUGUAAUAUGUAAUUUUACACACGUUUGUGUAUUUCGGUCCAUUUUCGACACUGAUUUUUCACUUGAUGAACUAACGCCUCUCGGACAGCGCAAACACACAUUCGAGAGAUAUCUCGCUUCGAAGAGAGACGUCGGAAAAUUGUUUUAGACAUUUUUAUGACAUCUUUCGAACUUUCGCGCGUUGUCUGGGAGAGAAAACAGAUCUCGCACUGCCUUUGCGCCGGACUCAAAACGCGAUCGAUUUUUACGAUGCAAACCAAAUCGAUCGUCUUUGGCCACGAAGUUUAUUCAGCGUAAACGAGUAUAUAUUAUUCGAUAAAAAUAUGUAUUAAGGGACGAGGAUGUUAUUUUCUUCUCUCCGCCCUGCGAAUAUAGAGAGAACAACAGGUUUCGUCACAAUUUUAUGCUUAUGGCACUAAAGUUACGUUCGCGAAGUCAACAAAACUCGGUCUAGCCUAUUCUAUUCGAUAAUAGCGUAAGGAUUACUUGCAAUCAAGUAGAAAUAUAUAUAUAUAUAUAUAUAUAUAUAUUUGUGUACGUUAUAUUAAGAUAAGAGAGUAGGGAGGUUCUCGUGGCGAUUGCGUCCAACAUCGGCAACUCUUUUCACCAUCGAUAUUUAUAUUACAUUGUUACAUAUAAUAACAUGCGUUUAUUCUGGCAUUUUGCGCUUUCGUGUUUUUACUUCGUAAGAUAAAACGUAAACAAAAAAUUCGCAAAAAGAUCGAAUUACAUAUAUAAGAUAAAUUUUUUGCGACGAGAGAGAUCAGUAUUAUUAUUUAUUCGAUAAAAUGUUGCAGCUUGAAAGCGAAUGAGCAAUCAAUCUUCUAUACUUCUCUUUGUUGAAAAACGUGUACUAGAAUGUUACAGAUCGAUGUAAUAACGUUAUUACCGUAUAACACACACAUUUAUCUGCUUUGAUGCGACCUCUCUGAAACGUCUUAUCCUGUGUUGUAAAUAUUUUUUCCAUGUUCGUGAUUCUCUGAUAAGGGAAAUACUGAGUUAUCGCAUUUUAUAACUUUAACUGUUCGACAAAAAGCAGAGAUAUACUCGAAAUAUAUAUAUACAUACACACACGUGUGUGUGUACACAAGAUGGGCCAUGUAAAGUGCUACAAGAUAUUUUUUUUCAAAAUUUGUUAGAGAUAGCGACAAAAUUCUCUGGCUGUUAUGUGAUACAUUGGGGACCUUUCAUGUGAUAUGUGACGUGACGUGCCGUUGUCAGAGAGCGACUCUGUAUUUUUUUAAAUCAAAUAACAUACGAAGUUAACAUACAAAGUUUGGCAGAUAUUAAUAGCACCAGUCAGAAAACGACUUAUUUCACUUACUAUUUUUUAUAUUUUUUAUACUGAUGUGACCAAAAAAAGUAUCGCUUUAUGUGGCUCAUCCUAUACGUUUAUAUAUGUAUAUUAUAUAUAUAUAUAAAAUUCUCUAUGACUAGUUUUAAAUAUACCUGUCACCUAUAAAGUCUUACAUUUUCUAAGAGUAAGAUGGAGAAAGCUACCUCUGCUCACAUCUUGAAUGUAUAAAUGCAUGUACACAUGUCUGUCUAUACAUAUAUAUACAUAUUAUAUAUAGUAUAUUAAGUUAUGUUAUACCUCUUUAAUCAGUCUACCAAUCUGUAGACGUUAGUUAUGCAAAGUUUUUAUGAUGUUAUCAAUGUUUCAGUCAUGACCUAUACCGCUAUAUUAAUUUGUACCCAAGUCAGUAAUAGCACGAUCGGUUUUCCAAUAGUUUCCAUACAUAUAUCUCUCUUUUUAUUGUACUUAAUAUCUGAUCAGGGAAUUAUAUCUGUUCCAUCGUCGGUUCACGCACAUACAAGUGCGUGAUAUUUAUUGAAUUUGUAAGAAUAAUUUUUUUUUCUCUUAUACUCGGAACACGCAAUCGUUCUUCGAUUUGUGAAAAACACAUGUGAGUAUGUGUCAUACGAUAAGUUUGACAGAAUAUUUGUGUUGGGAAACAGAGAGAUGCACUUUUUCUUGUUUUUGUUUUAUUUACGCCGACACGUUUUUUCAUCGAAUUAAAUUAGGUAAUAUAGUUUGUUUUGUUUUUAAGGUGAUUUUAUAUUUAAGAGAUCUUUGUAUGUCGACAUAAAAAUUAUGUGU